Molecule: messenger RNA, 2337 nt
Organism: Carassius auratus (goldfish)
Lineage: Eukaryota; Metazoa; Chordata; Actinopteri; Cypriniformes; Cyprinidae
Product: gastrula zinc finger protein XlCGF8.2DB-like
Exons: 3
Coding region: 104-1339 (411 amino acids)
Biological process (GO): regulation of transcription by RNA polymerase II
Cellular component (GO): nucleus
Molecular function (GO): DNA-binding transcription activator activity, RNA polymerase II-specific; RNA polymerase II cis-regulatory region sequence-specific DNA binding
Source: RefSeq, a predicted model, not a curated record
UUAUUUUGCUCUGGUGGUAUGACGUCAUAAAACCGCGCCACGCUGUGAUUCGACUGGAGAAAGAAAACUGAAGUUGAGAUCCAGGUGACACACUAUUAUAAAGAUGGCAUUUAUUAAGGAGGAGACUGAAGUCGUCACUGAAGAACCAUUCAGAGUCAAACAAGAAGAUUCUGAGGAACAAACAAAGAUGGCGUUCAUUAAGGAGGAGAUUGGAGAUGUGAAGAUUGAAGAAGUAUUCAGUCUGAAACAAGAAGAAAGUGAGGAACAAACAGACCUGAUGCCAUUGAAAGAGGAGAUUCAAGAGCUCAAUGAUAUGGAAGAAGAAUAUCAAUGUGAGAAACCUCAUCAGUUCAUGACUGGAGAAAAAUAUUUUAGUGACUCAAACAUUGAAAAAACAUCCUCACAAAACAAAGGCCAAAUGAAAGAGCAAACUGGAAAGAGCCCUUUCACUUGCCAACAGUGUGGAAGAAGUUUCAAUCACAAACAAGCCCUUAAGAGGCACCUCAAAAUUCACACCGGAGUAAAGCCUUUCACUUGCAAACAGUGUGGAAGAAGUUUCAGUCUCAAACAAACCCUUGACAGGCACAUGAACAUUCACACUGGAGUGAAGCCUUUCGCCUGCCAACAGUGUGGAAAGAGAUUCUCUGACAAAACACAUCUCAACACCCAUGUGAGUCUUCACACUGGAGAGAGACCUUUCACCUGCUCUCAGUGUGGAAAGUGUUUUACACAGAAAAAACACCUUAAUAUCCACAUGAGUCUUCACACUAGACGAUGCCCACACACCUGCAAACAGUGUGGGAAGAGUUUCUCACAAAAAGGAAAUCUUAAGACCCACAUGAGAGUUCACACUGGAGAAAAGCCAUUCACAUGCGAUCAGUGUGGAAAGAGUUUUAAACAAAAAAAAAACCUUAAUGUCCACAUGCAAACUCAUACUAUGAGAUUUACAGAAAACCUUAACAAUCACAUUAAGAUUUACACAAGAGAGGGGACUUUUAUAUGUCAUCAAUGUAGAAGGAGUUUUAAAGACAGCAAAUGCCUGAAGAAUCAUGUAAAAACUCACGCUGGAGAGAAGCCUUUCAUGUGCGAUCACUGUGGAAAGACUUGCGCAAACAAACCAAACCUUGAGAAUCACAAGAGAGUUCACAGUGGAGAGAAGCCAUUCAUCUGCCCUCAGUGUGGAAAGAGUUUCCUGUACAAAGGAAACCUUAAGAUUCACAUGAGAGUUCACACUGGAGAGAGGCCUUACAAGUGUCUUCAGUGUGAAAAGACUUUCAUGUAUCACUCAAGCUUGAAACGUCAUUUAAAGACUCGGGCCUGUUUCACACCUCAAGCUUGAGCUUCAUAUCAGCAUUGCUGCAGCUGCAGACUCGUGAAGGUAUUCACUAGGGAUGUGUGGGUCUAGUUGACUAAACGGUACAGCUCCAGCUAGUCGACACUGGAAACAAUUAGUCAAUUUAACAAGAUAGAGAAAUCCAAUUUUUUUUCAUAAAACUGAUUAACAUAAUAUUUGUGUUACAUUAAAUAAGUUAAAAUAAAACGUUUGGAAAAAGAACACUGUUUCAAAGGUGUAUCUUGGCGGAAACUCAGUUUUUACUUCAGAUCUUGCAUGCAUUUUCUUUGUGUCUGUAGCAGCAAGCUCAAAAAUGAUCAAAUGGAAGAUGAGCAAGGAUUGUUAAGAAUGAGAAGAAAACUGUCAAGUUUUGUGUAAACUGUGUAAUGUCAAAUUGGCUUAAUAACUACUGGAGCGAUGUGUAAUCAUAUUCAGCACAGGCACUUAAGCGUUUAGCUUCUGCUCUCAAUCAGGAGAGCACUAGAGUGACUGUAGCAUUGGUUUCGACAGUAGUUGAACAAUAAUUUAAAACCAGACUGUUUAGACCUUAGAAAUCUUACUUUUUCAACAUGGUAGACCGCUGCUGUGUGCCAGGAUGCCAGAACAGAUGGGAUAAGGCUAGGGUUGCCAACCGUCCUGGCUAAGACAGUCCUGGUUAUUGGUUUUGUUUCAUGGGUCCCAUAAGUGACCUCUCUUGGCCCAUUUCUUGCCCCUUCACGAAGUAUCGCUCGCUCACAAUACAGCUAAAGUACAGUUUUUACUUCAGUGAUUCAGGUUUGGCAAAUACAAACAACAUGAUUAUUUUUAAGCAGUCCAACAUCCAGCUGUGCAAGAAAAUAUGCAAUCUACCUGAGACGUGAUCAAUAAGGGAAGCCGUCUUUCACUAUUGCAAAACAGAGAAAAAAAACAUUUUACAUUUAAAGGGGUCCUAUUGUGCUUUGUCAUUUUUUUAGUUAGUAUGUAAUGUUGCUGUUUGAGCAUAAAAAAAGACCUACAAAGUUACA